This is a messenger RNA of Pteronotus mesoamericanus, 2523 nucleotides long. RefSeq names its product transmembrane protein 169 (gene TMEM169). The transcript is spliced from 5 exons. NCBI's taxonomy places the organism in Eukaryota, Metazoa, Chordata, Mammalia, Chiroptera, Mormoopidae. The record is from RefSeq and is a predicted model, not a curated record. The coding region runs from base 359 to 1255 and encodes 298 amino acids.
GGCGACGGCGGCUGCAAAGUCAGCCAGUCGUUGUCCCCGUCACGUGUAGUCUGAAGGCUGAGAAGUCCAAGGUCAAGUUGCUGGCAGAUCCAGUGUCUGGGUAUACGUGGUUGGUGAAGUUGUGCCAUCUUUGGGCGCCUCGCUGAAAGUGACAUUCAUCUGUUUGAGAACAUUCGCAAUGUACGACUCGGGAGCCAGGAGCCUGGAGCACUGGUUGUGGCCACCUGAAUCUCCAUCGACGGCAGGAGUAGGAGCGGUUUUUAACCCCCAUUUGUCUGAAGAAGCUCUGUGAUGUGCGUGUGAUAAAUUUGCUCAAGCAAUUUGCGCUGUUCACAAGGAAUAAGCAGACGUGAGGACUAUGAUGGAAGAGCCGACACUGGAAGGAAGCCAGGGUCAGCUCCCAAGCCCUCAGCAGGGCUCUCUGAGGAAGGCCGUGGCUGCUGCCCUGGCCCUGGAUGGGGAGUCCACAAUGGGUAGCAGGAAAAAGAAGAAGAAAGAGUUUCGCCCAGAAUCUAUCAUCAUCUACCGGUCAGACAAUGAGAACGUGGAUGAGGAGCCUGGGGAAUCAGAAGGCGGAGACCAGCCUAAAGAGGAGGAAGGAGAGGACUUCCUUGACUAUCCUGCUGAUGACGGAAUGUGGAACAUGCCUUUGGACAGCCGCUACGUCACAUUAACUGGGACUAUCACACGAGGGAAGAAAAAGGGGCAGAUGGUGGACAUCCAUGUCACAUUGACAGAGAAGGAGCUGCAGGAACUGACCAAGCCUAAAGAGCUUUUGAAAGAAACAACACCUGAAGGCAGAAAGAUCUGCCAGAUGGCAGCAGACCGCGGGCCCCACGUGGUCCUCUGGACGCUGGCCUGCCUGCCUGUGGUUUUUAUCCUCUCUUUCGUUGUCUCUUUUUACUAUGGCACUAUCACUUGGUACAACAUCUUCCUUGUGUACAAUGAGGAGAGGACCUUCUGGCACAAGAUCUCAUGUUGCCCCUGCCUCAUCCUCUUCUACCCAGUGCUCAUCAUGGCCAUGGCCUCUUCGCUGGGCCUCUAUGCUGCUGUGGUUCAGCUCUCGUGGUCCUGGGGGGCAUGGUGGCAAGCUGCCCGGGACAUGGAGAAAGGCUUCUGUGGCUGGCUCUGCAGCAAGCUGGGUCUGGAGGACUGUUCUCCCUACAGCAUUGUGGAGUUGCUUGAAUCUGACAAUAUUUCAGGCAAUCUCUCCACCAAGGACCCCACACAGGAAGUGGAAACUUCCACUGUCUAAACUCUCAACAGUUUACUUCCUCCUCCGGUCCCAGUAGCCUGUAUAUCAUCUUCCAAUUCCAGAAGAUUCUUUCUUAUAUUAUCCCCCACCCCCUUCUCACAGUUCUGGAAAAUUCUAGCCCACACUGAUCUGUGCUAUUAUCUUGAUGGUUCUAAGAGGGCAGGGAACAGAAAAGCAACUUAUGCCUAAGUGUGCAACUAAUGCAAACUCGUCUUCAUUCCCUGCCCUAAAACAACCAUUCAUCUGGGACAAGGAGCUCAGUUAUGUGUCAUUUCAGGAGCCUGAAGGUGUAACUGGUGUCUGGAAUCAAGGGAGCAUAUGACUAAGUGUGACAGGGAGAGGAAGGAGGUUCUGGGGUGACCAAUAAAAUAAUAAAGAUGCAGUGAAAUGUUCAAGAAGUAGGCUUACCACAGUGUAUCAGAAAGUAAAGAUUUGUGUGUAUCACUUAGAGUUACUUAGCUGCAUAUCAUUAAUAUCCUAAAAUAUCAGUGACUUCAACAAGAGAAGUUUACUCUUUCCGUAGAAGAAGUCUGGAGGCAGACCAUCAGGGGGCCUGAGGAGUCCCUGGGAUCCAGGCUGCUUUUAUUCCCCUGCCAUUAGUGAAGUGUGACCCCCAUCACCUUUUUCUCAAUGCCCCGUCACUGACUGCAGCUGCAGCCACCUCACUGUUUCCGGCAGAUCAGAGGAAGGGGCAGAGAAGCACAUUCUCUGUGCUCAAGGGCACUUCCCACAAGUCCCACUCAACACUUCUUAUAUCUCAUUGGCCAGCCCUUACAUGACCUCACAAGCAAAAGAGGCUGCAAAAUGUAGUCUUUGGGGCAGUUACAUGCUACGUUAAAUAUUGUGGUUAUGCUAAUUUAAGAAGAAAAAGAAGAAGAGCUAUUUUGGUAAGCAAGGAAGAAUCCCAGUAAUUAUUAAAAUACAUUCAGAUCCCAACCUGUUAAUAUAGUUUUAUUUAUUUAUUUAGGUCUAAAUCUUACAGAGAUUUUAUAUAUAGGUACUAGCUAUAUAUACUAUGUAUAUGCCAUACAUAGAUAUUAGUAACUCAUGUACUUUGCAAUUAAAUGUAAUGUCACGUGGUUUCAGGGCUUUUUAGAAGGGAAGAUUAAACAGUUGAGUACAACCAUAGAAUUGUGGCCUAUUUGUUUCUCUAAUUACAUAGUUGUACUAUGUAAUUGUAUGAAGAAGGGACUGUGUGUGAUAUUUAAUUUACAGGUUAAAGACUGUGAAGGGAGGCAUUGCAUCUCUUAUCCCCUCCCCAGCCCCCA